Messenger RNA from Vanderwaltozyma polyspora DSM 70294, 207 nucleotides. RefSeq names its product putative metallothionein. The transcript has a single exon. Bases 1 to 207 code for a protein of 68 amino acids. Lineage: Eukaryota; Fungi; Ascomycota; Saccharomycetes; Saccharomycetales; Saccharomycetaceae. The record is from RefSeq and is a predicted model, not a curated record.
AUGAUCAACGAAUUAAUCAACUUCAACAACGAAUGUACAUGUUCUUCAUGUCAAAAUGGUUGUUCCUGUGGUACUGCCGAAUCGUCAUCAUGUGGAUGUAAUGGUACUUGUGCAUGUGCUAAGAAUAAUUCAAAAACAUGUUCCUGUCCAGCGGAUUCUAAAUGUCAUGGCUCAUGUGCUAAUGGAGAAUCAUGUAAGUGUAAGUAA